Molecule: messenger RNA, 1346 nt
Organism: Carica papaya (papaya)
Lineage: Eukaryota; Viridiplantae; Streptophyta; Magnoliopsida; Brassicales; Caricaceae
Product: Co-chaperone GrpE family protein
Biological process (GO): protein folding
Cellular component (GO): chloroplast
Molecular function (GO): protein homodimerization activity; protein-folding chaperone binding; adenyl-nucleotide exchange factor activity
Source: RefSeq, a predicted model, not a curated record
UUUCAAACCGUUCUUCGUUCCCUCGAGCAGUCACGAAGAAAAGAGGUUUCACCGGAGACUUUCAUGCAUGCGUGUCCUCUUGCUCGGAAGCUCAUUGUGCAACCACAUAUAUCGUUAACCUGUACGGCAAAGAUUUCGUUUUCCUUUUAAAUUUUGUGUAGAAACUACCAAAUCAAUGGCUCUCUCUCUCUCAAGCCACUUUCCGCUGGCUUCACCCCUCUCUGCUUCCUUUUCUUCUUUAAAACCCACCAAAACCCUAGUCCUAACCGCACUACACCGACAUCACACGCCUACUCUCUUAAAGCCCAUUCUAGGGAUUUCCCUCUCCCAUCCCUCUCCAAUAAAUAACAUUUACAAGAGGCACUCCUUCAAUUCAUCUGUCUCUCCUCAGGAAGCCGUUCCCACGACAAAUGACGAGGAGGGUAUUAAAGUAUCUGAGGGUGAAGUAAAUAAGAAGCAUUUAUUGAGUUUGAAGACCUUAUUUACAGCUUACAAAGAGGCUCUUUUUUAUGGAGAUCUGAGAACUGUAUCAGACAUAGAAGCCAUGAUACACGUACUAGAGAAUCAGAAGAAUGAAUUGGAAGAGAAAGUCUCUGCAUUAUUGGCAGAGAUAACCUCUGGGAAGGAGAAGUAUAUCCGCUUGCAAGCAGAUUUUGAUAAUUUUAGAAAAAGAUCUGAAAAGGAAAGAACUACAACAAGGUCUGAUGCUCAGGGAGAAUUGAUUGAGAGCCUUUUGCCCAUGGUGGACAGUUUUGAAAGAGCAAAACAACAGAUAAAACCAGAAACAGAGAAAGAGAAAAAGAUUGAUACAAGCUAUCAAGGUAUAUACAAGCAAUUUGUGGAAAUUCUGAGGAGCUUGCAAGUUGCAGCUAUUGCAACUGUUGGAAAGCCAUUUAAUCCCUCGCUCCAUGAAGCCAUUGCACGAGAGGAGUCUCAAGAAUUCAGUGAAGGGAUUGUAAUACAGGAAUUGCGUCGAGGAUUUCUACUUGGAGACCGGCUUCUCAGACCUGCCAUGGUUAAAGUUUCUGCUGGACCUGGCCGUAAGAAAGUGCCAGGGGCCACCAAGCAACCUACAACAGCUGCCGGAGUAGGUGAACCAUGAUUCUGUGGUUGCCACAUGCCAUCUUCAGAAACAUGGAAUUUUUGUUAUCAGCAUUUGCAGUAAACGCGGACAUUAAAAGAAUUUUGUUUUGUAGCUUCAUCUUCCUGAUUUAUGUUUCCUAGCUCCCUUGCUUCCUAUUUUACAUAACACGUCAUAACUUGGUAUUACACACUAAGGAAGCCAAAAGUGUACAUUUCAACUGUAUUAAUCCAUUGCUUUAUUAUAGAAAUACAUGAUUCUCUCU